CGAGAGGGGGCUGCAAUGUAAUCAAGUCCAACAAUAGACAGCAGAGAAAGAGACGGGAGGGGAAGGUAAAGGAGAAGGGGGGAGGGUUGGCAUGUUGCUCUCAGGCAGGAGAAUGAAUCGCAGCGCCACCGAGCCUGAAACAGACCUAGUAGAAAUGGAACUGAGAAUAAGCACAGUUACAUUGUAGCCCCAACAACAACAACAAACAAACAAACAACAACAAGCCCCAAAUAUAUUGUUACAAUCUAACAGUUCCGUCGGAGGAAUUAGGACACAGCAAUGCGAAGCCUGCGCUGAACAGGAGCGGCCGGGGUGAGAACAAGGCAGAAAGAUGGGCGCCGUGCUACGGACUGUGUUGUUCUCUAGUUUUUGUUUGCUAAUACGAGGUGUACCCCUCCUGCUGUAUGCCAACCGGCGGGACCUGCGGCUGGUGGAUGCGGCUCACGGCAGGGCCAACGCCACGGUGGUGGUCGGCGGUCUGGAGGACGCCGCCGCCGUGGAUUACGUAUACGCCCAGGGAUUGGUCUACUGGAGUGACGUCAGCGAGGAAGCCAUCAAACGCACCACCUUCAACCAAUCGGGGUCCGGCCCGGCGGCAGCGGCGGCAUCCCAGACGGUGGUCGUAUCGGGGUUGGCGUCCCCGGACGGCCUGGCCUGCGACUGGUUAGGCAGGAAGCUGUACUGGACGGACUCCGAGACCAAUCGGAUCGAGGUGGCCGAGUUGGACGGAUCGUUACGGAGAGUUCUUUUCUGGCAGGAUCUGGACCAGCCCCGAGCCAUCUCUCUGGACCCGGGUAGAGGGUACAUGUACUGGACGGACUGGGGCGAGGUCCCUAAGAUUGAGCGAGCGGGGAUGGACGGUACAAGCAGAGCCAUGAUCAUUGAUAAGGAGAUCUACUGGCCCAACGGGCUCACGCUGGACUACAGCCGGGAGAAACUGUACUGGGCGGACGCCAAGUUCAACUUCAUACAUCGCUCCAAUCUGGAUGGCACUGGGAGGGAGGUGGUGGUGAAGGGAGACCUCCCUCACCCCUUCGCUCUGACGCUGUACGAGGAGACUCUGUUCUGGACCGACUGGAACACUCAUUCCAUCCACUCGUGUCAGAAGGAGACCGGAGAAGAUCGGAGGAAGGUCCACUCGGACAUCUUCUCUCCCAUGGACAUACACGUCUACAGCCAGACGAGACAACCUCUACUGUCUUCUCCGUGCUCCGUGAGGAACGGAGACUGCUCCCAUCUCUGUCUCCUGUCUCCCAUCACACCCUACUACCAGUGUGCCUGUCCCACCGGGGUCCAGCUGCUAGAGGACGGAAAGACCUGCAGAGAUGGUGCCACUCAGCUCCUCCUCCUGGCCCGGAGGACUGACCUGCGCCGCAUUUCUCUGGACACGCCCGACUUCACCGACGUCAUCCUCCAGACGGACGACAUCCGCCACGCCAUCGCCAUCGACUACGACCCGGUGGACGGACACGUCUAUUGGACCGACGACGAGGUCCGGGCCAUCAGGAGGUCCUACCUGGACGGCUCUGACGCUCAGUUCAUCGUCACCUCACAGGUGAACCACCCCGACGGCAUCGCGGUGGACUGGAUCGCCCGGAACCUGUACUGGACGGACACGGGAACGGACCGCAUCGAGGUCACGCGACUCAACGGAACCAUGAGGAAGAUCCUCAUAUCGGAGGACCUGGACGAACCGCGAGCCAUCGUCCUGGAUCCUGUCGCUGGGUACAUGUACUGGACGGACUGGGGCGAGGUUCCUAAGAUCGAGCGGGCCGACCUGGACGGGACCGAGAGGCUAGUGAUGGUCAACACCUCCCUGGGCUGGCCCAACGGACUGGCGCUGGACUACGCCGACCGGAUGAUCUAUUGGGGCGAUGCCAAGACGGACAAGAUAGAGGUGAUGUGUAUGGACGGUUCAGGCAGGAGGAUCCUGGUAGAAGAUAUGCUUCCUCACAUCUUUGGCUUCACUCUGCUGGGCGACUACGUCUAUUGGACCGACUGGCAGAGACGCAGCAUCGAGAGGGUUCACAAACACACGACAGAGAGAGAGUUCAUCAUAGACCAGCUACCGGACCUGAUGGGGCUCAAAGCUACAUAUGUACACAAGACCUUCGGUACCAACCUGUGUGCGGAGUCUAAUGGUGGGUGCAGCCACCUCUGCCUGUAUAAGCCAGUGGGCGUCCAGUGCGCCUGUCCCAUUGGGCUGGAGCUGAUAGCCGACCUGUCCACCUGCAUCGUCCCAGAAGCCUUUCUCCUGUUCUCCCGCCACACAGACAUCAGACGCAUCUCCUUGGAAACGAACAACAACAACGUGGCCAUCCCGCUGACCGGGGUUAAAGAGGCGUCCGCACUCGACUUCGACAUCACAGACAACCGCAUCUACUGGACAGACAUCACAUUGAAGACAAUCAGUCGUGCGUUUAUGAACGGCAGCGCUCUAGAACACGUGGUGGAGUUUGGCCUGGACUACCCAGAAGGCAUGGCGGUGGACUGGCUGGGGAAGAAUCUGUACUGGGCGGACACGGGGACCAAUCGUAUCGAGGUGGCCAAGCUGGAUGGACAACACAGACAGGUCCUAGUCUGGAAAGAUCUGGACAGCCCUCGAGCCCUGGCACUGGACCCUGCUGAAGGGUUUAUGUACUGGACAGAGUGGGGCGGGAAGCCUAAAAUUGACCGGUCGGCGAUGGACGGGACGGGCCGGAUAACUCUGGUACCCAACGUGGGCCGAGCCAACGGGCUGACCAUCGACUAUGCUGAGAGGCGACUUUACUGGACAGACCUGGACACUACGCUCAUAGAGUCAUCCAACAUGCUGGGUCUGGAUCGUGAGGUUAUAGCUGAUGACCUCCCUCACCCUUUUGGUCUGACCCAGUACCAGGACUACAUCUAUUGGACGGACUGGUCUCAGCGCAGCAUCGAACGGGCCAAUAAGACAUCGGGUCAGAACCGUACGGUCAUCCAGGGUCACCUAGACUACGUGAUGGACAUCUUGGUCUUCCACUCGUCUCGCGGGGGCUGGGCAGCCUGCGCCUCCACCAAUGGGCAAUGCUCACACCUCUGUCUGGCUGUACCAAUCAGCAGCUUCGUCUGCGGAUGCCCCGCCCACUUCUCCCUCAACUAUGACAACAAGACCUGCAGUGGUGAGACACACACACACACACACACACACACACUGUACUAGGUCUGUAACUCUCAC
Salmo salar (Atlantic salmon) is the source of this 3196-nucleotide messenger RNA. NCBI's taxonomy places the organism in Eukaryota, Metazoa, Chordata, Actinopteri, Salmoniformes, Salmonidae. The record is from RefSeq and is a predicted model, not a curated record.